UCAACCUUUUUGAUUUCUUUCCUUAGCUCUCUCUUGUUCUUGGUUCUCAACUUCAUUAGAAAUGGAUGGUUUGCCUUCCUCCGUCCUAGGAGACAUUCCAAAACAUCAGCUGAUCACCAAAACAUUGCCCAUGUCAAGCGUGAGAUUACCACCAGCGCCGUCAUGGUCGUCGUCUGGUCCUCAUGUCGGCACCACUUCCUCCACAACUAGAGGAAAACCAAUAGCCUCAAAGUCCCAUGUUCCUUCACCAACAUCAAUUUUAGAGCCAGUGAUGGCCAUUAAGUCUCUCUUGGCUUCACUUGCAAGCAAGAAGGGAGAGAGUCUCUCUUUGCCGACACUGAUGUUUAAAGCACUAGAUGAUAUCAUAAUAGACUUCCUGGACCCUCCUAUCAAGCCGUCGCUCGACCCGAGAACCGUGCUCUCUGGAAACUUUGCACCGGUCGAUGAGCUCCCUCCAACCGAGUGUGAAGUGUUGGAGGGCUCGCUACCACAGUGCCUUGAUGGCGCGUACAUCCGCAAUGGCCCGAACCCACAGUUCGUUCCCCGUGGGGCCUAUCAUCUCUUCGACGGCGAUGGCAUGCUUCAUUCCAUUCGGAUCUCUCGAGGUCGAGCCACGUUCUGUAGCCGCUAUGUCAAGACGAACAAGUACACCGUCGAGCACAAUCUGGGCUCUCCUGUGUUCCCCAAUAUCUUCUCGGGCUUCAGCGGUGGAAUGGCCUCGGCAGCUCGUACUGCUCUCUUUUUAGCAAGAGUGCUCACCAGUCAAUUCAAUCCCUUCAAUGGCAUUGGUCAAGCAAACACUGGCUUGGCCUUCUUCGGCAACGGCCUCUACCCGCUCGCCGAGUAUGACCUCCCUUAUUCAAUGCGCUUGACGCCGGACGGCGACAUCGAGACGCUCGGCCGGCACAACUUUGAGGGCAUGCUUUCCAUGAGCAUGACUGCCCAUCCCAAGGUAGACAGGGAAACUGGCGAAGCCUACGCGUACAAGUAUAACCCGUUCUUCCCUCCGUUUCUGGCCGUCUUCAAGUUUGACGGGGACGGAGUGAAACAUCCCGACGUGCCAGUCCUCUCCCUCUCCUGCCCGCCGUUCCUCCACGACUUCGCCAUCACGAGGAAGUAUGCUGUGUUCCCCGACAACCAGAUGGGAGUGAACCGCAAGGGAGUGGUGUUGGGAGGAUCCAUAGUCGGCCUGAACCCGAGGAAAGUGCCGAGGAUCGGGAUCGUCCGGCGAGACGUGGAAAGCGGGUCCGAGAUGAGGUGGUUCGAUGUGCCGGGCUGCAAUAUCAUGCACAUUGUGAACGCAUGGGAUGAAGAAGAUGAUGAUGGCAAUGAUGUGGUGGUGAUGGUGGCACCAAACAUAAUGUCAGCUGAACAUUUUUUGGAGAGGAUGGACCUUGUCCAUGGCUUAAUGGAAAAGAUUACGAUCGACCUCAAGGACGGAAGGGUGUCGAGGCGACCAAUUUCGGCUAUGAAUUUGGAUCUUUCGGUGAUAAAUCCUGCAUAUAUUGGGAAAUAUAGUAGAUAUGUAUAUGCAGGCGUUGCUGAUCCAAUGCCGAAGGUGUCCGGGGUGGUAAAGCUGGAUCUGGCGAAACGAGAGGGUACCGGCGAAUGCGUGGUGGCUAGCCGGAAUUAUGGGCCAGGUUGCUACGGAGGCGAGCCGUUCUUCGUGGCAAGGGAUCCUGAAUGUCCAGAGGGCAAGGAGGACGAUGGGUAUAUCAUGUCCUAUGUCCACGACGAGAAAGCUAAUGAGUCAAGGUUCUUGGUGAUGGAUGCCGAGUCGCCGGAUCUCGAUGUCGUGGCCGUAGUGAAGCUACCCCAGCGCGUUCCUUAUGGCUUCCAUGGAAUUUUCGUCCGGGAUAGGGACCUAAAUAAGCUCUAGGAUUGUUACUAACUUGAAGGAUUUAGUUUGACGUGGCAUUAUCGUGAGCGAAGAAGAUAGUUACAUGAUAAUGUGACAUUCCUUGUAUUUUUCUUAGUCGCACCAAUUGAUGGUA
Molecule: messenger RNA, 1994 nt
Organism: Syzygium oleosum
Lineage: Eukaryota; Viridiplantae; Streptophyta; Magnoliopsida; Myrtales; Myrtaceae
Product: probable carotenoid cleavage dioxygenase 4, chloroplastic
Exons: 3
Coding region: 62-1879 (605 amino acids)
Biological process (GO): carotene catabolic process
Cellular component (GO): chloroplast stroma
Molecular function (GO): carotenoid dioxygenase activity
Source: RefSeq, a predicted model, not a curated record